Messenger RNA from Octodon degus (degu), 3445 nucleotides. It is a transcript of the gene Sart1, whose product is annotated as SART1, U4/U6.U5 tri-snRNP-associated protein 1. Gene Ontology annotation, cellular component: U4/U6 x U5 tri-snRNP complex. Gene Ontology annotation, biological process: mRNA cis splicing, via spliceosome; maturation of 5S rRNA. The record is from RefSeq and is a predicted model, not a curated record. NCBI's taxonomy places the organism in Eukaryota, Metazoa, Chordata, Mammalia, Rodentia, Octodontidae. The transcript is spliced from 20 exons. The coding region runs from base 90 to 2510 and encodes 806 amino acids.
GGCUCGCGGGGGGCCGUGUGACCCGGAAGUGUUCCCAUUUUGCGUCGUCGGGGCUCCGCGGCGGCCGGGCUCCAGGCGUACGUACCACAAUGGGGUCCUCAAAGAAGCACCGCGGAGAAAAAGAGGCAGCCGGAACUACUGCUGCGGCCAGCACCGGGAGCUCCGCUGAGCAGGCGCCGCGGCAUCGGGAGCACAAAAAACACAAGCAUCGGAGUGGCGGCGGCGGGGGCAGCGGCGGUGAACGACGGAAGCGGAGCCGGGAACGGGGGAGCGAACGCGGGAGUGGGCGGCGAGGGGCAGAAGCCGAAGCCCGUAGCGGCGCGCACGGGCGAGAACGCAGCCAGGCCGAGCCCUCCGAGCGGCGAGUGAAGCGGGAAAAACGCGAUGAUGGCUACGAGGCCGCUGCUGGUUCCAAAGCUGGCUCAGGAGAUGCCUCAUCACUCAGCAUUGAGGAGACCAAUAAACUCCGGGCAAAGUUGGGGCUGAAACCCUUAGAAGUCAGUGCUGUCAAGAAAGAGGCGGGCACCAAAGAGGAGCCCGUGGCCGCUGAUGUCAUCAACCCCAUGGCCUUGCGACAGCGAGAGGAGCUUCGGGAGAAACUGGCAGCUGCCAAGGAAAAGCGGCUGUUGAACCAGAAGUUAGGGAAGAUAAAGACACUGGGGGAGGAUGACCCCUGGCUGGAUGACACUGCAGCGUGGAUCGAGAGGAGCCGGCAGCUGCAGAAGGAGAAAGAUUUGGCAGAGAAGAGGGCCAAGCUGCUGGAAGAGAUGGAUCAAGAGUUUGGUGUCAGCACUCUGGUGGAGGAGGAAUUUGAGCAGAGGCGGCAGGACCUAUACAGUGCCCGCGACCUUCAGGGCCUCACUGUGGAACAUGCCAUAGAGUCCUUCCGAGAGGGGGAGACUGUGAUCCUCACCCUGAAGGACAAAGGCGUGCUGCAGGAAGAGGAGGAUGUGCUGGUGAAUGUGAACCUGGUAGAUAAGGAGCGAGCAGAGAAGAAUGUGGAGCUGCGGAAGAAAAAGCCCGACUACCUGCCCUAUGCAGAAGAUGAGAGCGUGGAUGACCUGGCACAGCAAAAACCUCGCUCUAUACUGGCCAAGUAUGAUGAGGAGCUAGAGGGUGAGCGACCACACUCCUUCCGGCUGGAGCAGGGUGGCACAGCUGAUGGCCUACGGGAACGAGAGCUGGAAGAGAUCCGGACCAAGCUGCGGUUGCAGGCACAGUCCCUGAGCUCAGUGGGACCCAGGUUGGCCUCUGAGUACCUCACACCUGAGGAGAUGGUGACCUUUAAAAAGACCAAACGGAGAGUGAAGAAAAUCCGUAAGAAGGAAAAGGAGGUAGUUAUGCGGGCAGAUGAUUUGCUGCCCCUUGGGGACCAGACUCAAGAUGGGGACUUUGGUUCAAGGCUGCGGGGCCGGGGUCGACGCCGAGUGCCAGAGGUAGAGGAGGCUGACCCGGAGGAUGUCGAGAAGGAGUCUGUGCCGCAGCCCCUGCCUUCAGAUGACACCCGUGUGGAGAACAUGGACAUCAGUGAUGAGGAGGAUGGGGGAGCUCUGCCCUCAGGGUCCCCUGAGGCACUGGAGGAGGAUGAGGCAGAGCUGGAGUUGCAGAAGCAGCUGGAGAAGGGGCGGCGGCUACGGCAGCUGCAGCAAUUGCAGCAGCUUCGCGACAGUGGUGAGAAGGUGGUGGAGAUUGUGAAGAAGUUGGAGUCCCGUCAGCGGGGCUGGGAGGAGGAGGAAGAUCCUGAGCGGAAGGGGGCCAUUGUGUUCAAUGCCACCUCAGAGUUCUGCCGCACCUUGGGGGAGAUCCCCACCUACGGGCUGGCUGGCAACCGGGAGGAACAAGAGGAGCUCAUGGACUUUGAACGGGACGAAGAGCGCUCAGCCAAUGGUGGCUCUGAGUCAGAUGGGGAAGAGAACAUUGGCUGGAGCACUGUGAACCUGGAUGAGGAGAAGCAGCAGCAGGAUUUCUCUGCCUCCUCCACCACCAUCCUGGAUGAGGAGCCCAUUGUGAACAGAGGGCUGGCUGCUGCCCUGCUGCUGUGCCAGAACAAAGGUCUGCUGGAGACUACAGUGCAGAAGGUGGCUCGGGUGAAGGCCCCCAACAAGUCUCUGCCCUCAGCGGUGUACUGCAUUGAAGACAAGAUGGCCAUUGAUGACAAGUACAGCAGGAGAGAAGAGUACCGUGGCUUCACCCAGGACUUCAAAGAAAAGGAUGGCUACAAGCCUGAUGUUAAGAUCGAGUAUGUGGAUGAGACAGGCCGGAAACUCACACCCAAGGAGGCAUUCCGACAGCUGUCCCACCGCUUCCAUGGGAAGGGCUCAGGCAAAAUGAAGACAGAGCGGCGGAUGAAGAAGCUGGACGAGGAGGCGCUUCUGAAGAAGAUGAGCUCCAGCGACACACCUCUAGGCACAGUGGCUCUGCUCCAGGAGAAGCAGAAGGCCCAGAAGACUCCAUACAUUGUGCUCAGUGGCAGCGGCAAAAGCAUGAAUGCGAACACCAUCACCAAGUGAACCAGUCAACCUUUGGUCUCCUCUCCACCUUAAUGUUAAAUAAACCUCCCUCGUUUUUUCCUCCUGGUCAUGGUGCAGACUCUAGGGCUAGACCUGGGAGGAGGGGAGACGCUGCCCUCAAGCAGGCUGGUCCUCAUGCUCCCAGCGAGCUGUGUGACCCUGGGCAUGUUCCUGAGCCUUGGUUCUGCAAUUUGUACAGUACACACCCACAUUUUGUAGGAUGGGUGAGAGCUCAGUGAGCUCCCCUCGUUUAGUCAGUCAUCCACCUAGAAUUCAGAGCUGAGCAAGAUGGGACAGAUCCCUGAAGUUGAGUGGCUUAGAGUCUGGCCCCUAUUGAAUGAUCUCUGUGACUUGAGUACCUGAGCAAAGAUAAAAGAAGAGGGCAAGAGAAGUGGCUUUGUUCCCUCUUCCACCCUUGUGCCACAGCACAGGGCCUGCUGUGGAAGUGCUGUUUUGCCUUCUUGGGCCAGGUUUCUGAGGUGAAGUAUGGGAUGUUAUUGGAGACUUGGUCCUGAGGUGUCCAAGGCUGCAUGGGACACUACCCUGCUAUCUUCCCUAGUUCAAUAUUCACAUAUGACUGGGAUAAUCAGCCUGGCACAGCAGGGACUGGUUCCUGUCUAGGGAUAGGGUACCUCUCCUGUCUUGGCUCUUGUACUGCCUGGGCCUGUGCCAGUGCCAGUGCCCUGGGCUUCAUUUUACCCAAACCGGGCUGGGUAUCCUCACAGCGAGCUGUCUCGAGAGGUCAGAACCAGAUGCCCUGGUGGCAUACAGCUGUAGUAGCCAAGGAAGGAUCCCUUGAGGAGCUCAGGGAAGCCAGGCCCUUGGAAAGACAGGAGACAAGAGCCCGCCUUUAUGUAUGAGCCCCCAGGUACUUUCUAGAUGGGUCACAAAUUUUAAGAUGAAAGAAUGAGUCUCAAAAAUAAAUAAAAAAUUUU